Molecule: messenger RNA, 987 nt
Organism: Xylaria bambusicola
Lineage: Eukaryota; Fungi; Ascomycota; Sordariomycetes; Xylariales; Xylariaceae
Product: 54S ribosomal protein L12
Exons: 2
Coding region: 282-824 (180 amino acids)
Biological process (GO): translation
Cellular component (GO): ribosome
Molecular function (GO): structural constituent of ribosome
Source: RefSeq, a predicted model, not a curated record
GGACGGGCCAGCAGCGCGCUGAGCUUUAGCAGGGCACCGGCAACUGAGUCUAGAGGAGCAGAGGGGACCUGAGGGUGCCGAGGGUGCCAACAAGCGCUAAUUGGACUGGAUUAGCAGGGCAGGGACGACAACCCAGAGAGACCUAAGGUUAGCUUUCAUCUAGCAAAAUUCUUGAGUGAGUGAGUGUAUUACGAACUUCGAGCCUUCGAGCCCGUCCCACCGCCAGCCAGCCCACGCGCAAUUGAUUCCGAAAUACCAGCCCAAAACUCCAAAUCAACGAUAUGUCGGUACCAUGCAGAUACGCAGCCCGUAGCUGCGCGCGGUCACUACGGUCCCCCGCUUCAUUCAGAGUCGCAGCCCCGUUCACAGCAUCAACACCAAGGCGGCACAACUCGACAGAGGCCGCGCCCACAAACUCCAAGAUUUCCGGCAUUGUCGACCAGAUUAGCCAGCUGACUCUUCUCGAAACUGCCGACCUAGUCUCUAGCUUGAAGUCUCGACUGAACAUCCCUGAUCUACCCGUUGGUGGCUUUGCUGCCGCUGCACCUGCUGCUGCACCAGCCGCCGCCGCCGAGGAGGCUGACGAGCCCGCUCCUGUCGCCCAAGAGAAGACUCUGUUUACCCUGAAGUUAACAGCAUUCGACGCCGGCGCGAAGGCUAAGAUCAUCAAGGAAGUCAAGAAUCUGCUAGGGUUGAGCUUGGUGGAUAGCAAGAAAUUUGUUGAGAGUGCACCUAAGAUGAUGAAGGAAUCUGUGCCCAAGGAAGAAGCUGAGAAGAUUGUUGCUAUGAUGAAGGAGCUUGGUGCUACCGUGACUAUGGAAUAAUUGCAAAUCUACAUUCGAAUGCUAACACAUUCAGCGUGGGCUGGCUCAUACUAUAACGAAACCCCAAAGAGCCAUGGGGUGAACAACUGUAUACAUGUAACUUACCUUGUAUAACACCUUGAGAGAACAAAGGUUAUGACAACACAUCAACAAUUUCCAUGUG